AUGGCUGCCAGCCCCCCAAAUCUCCUUCCUGCUCCCCUCACCGGAACUGAGUUCCUCAAAUCCUCCCACUUCAAAAUUGGGCCUGAACCCCGUAUUCAGGAAGGGUGCAUAGAGACUUCUAGCAGUUCCUUUCCUGCCCACUGGGGCGCCCGUCCAUCUUGCCCCUUUUGGCCAGUUUCCAGCAAGUGGCUCUUCCACCAGGACCUGGACAAGAUCCGAGAAAUCCGAAGCGAAACGCAAAUGGCCUUUCCUGUUCACAACGUGGCCAGCUUUGCCAAAGUCAGCAAAUCCCAGAUGCAAAUAAGCAACCUGAAAAUGCACGCCGACCCCCGGAUCAGGGUCUUCCAGACCACCUGCCAAGAGAAGUUUACCCACCCGGGCCCCGAGCACUUCAAUACUUUCACCAAGGAAAGACUGCGGCAGUUUGAGACCGACAGCUUCCCGCAGGGGGACAGGGACAAGCUGAGGAUCCCUCCCACGCAAAAUCAGUAUGCCUUCGGGGCCCAGCCCCAGACGGCCCCAGUCCGAGCUCCUUGUCUGCACCUGGGAGGACCCUCUCCCCUGAAGUGGGAAAUGGAGCCUUUUCCAGUUACCACCUAUCAAAACACAUUCCAGAGAAAAUCACCGUCCCCCACUAUUAUAUGUGAGAAGGUGGUGUCCCACGUGCCAUUAGGAGACCCUAGACUGGAAGCAGGAAGAAAGUUUUCAGAGCAGAAGAGUUCCUAUACUGUUCUGGACUUACCUGAGCGCAGGUAUAAUAAGAACAAUGCUGCAGCCAAUGUUUUCUGCGUGAACAUCCAGCUUGGGGAUGGCCGUUUCUAUGGUUGUCCCAGGGAGUAUAAGGACCUGAAUUUCCCAGAUACACCUAAAUACAUCAUUAAAGGGAAAGGAUAUCCAGAUUCAUUAAUAAUGCCAGGGGACACAGACCCUGAAAGAGGCCACGAGAGAAACAACUAUACCACAACCCAUUCCAUCUAUACCCCGGUCAGUCCCUGCACCCUCACUGGGGUCACUGCACGGCCAAGUCGUGUGAUCUUUGGGGAGGAAAAAAAGGCGCCCGGUUUUAUGUCCACCGUGUACCAGAAAUGUUUCAAAUCCCCAAGAACACCAAGUGUGCCCAAGGUGGAUUCUUCCCUCUUCAAGAGCCACAUCAAAAUGGGUUCAGACGAGAUGCAUUUUAUGACAACCGCGCUACCAAAGAUGGGACCCCAUUCGGUCCAGAAGAAUCCAGUGUCUGAGGAGAUAAAGCAGAGGGUUAAAUAUGCCCACAUCCUGCCUCCUGAAGGAGCCCAUCAAUUUUCUACCGAAUACAAGGAUAACUACCCGUACAAAUAUAUGGGUCCACUGCUCCUGCCCGAAGGCAACCAAGGGCAAGUGAGCCACGUGCCUAUAGGUAUUCACGGGAAGCGCUGGUCGGGCAAGCAGGUGGUGGUCCCCUGUUGA
Gracilinanus agilis (Agile Gracile Mouse Opossum) is the source of this 1443-nucleotide messenger RNA. It is a transcript of the gene SAXO5, whose product is annotated as testis expressed 45. Lineage: Eukaryota; Metazoa; Chordata; Mammalia; Didelphimorphia; Didelphidae. The record is from RefSeq and is a predicted model, not a curated record. The transcript is spliced from 8 exons. The coding region runs from base 1 to 1443 and encodes 480 amino acids.